AACCCUGAAUUCUUCUUUUGUCCAUGCCUUUACCAUUUACUUUUUCCCGAGUUUUGAUUUUUACUAGACAAAUGCCUUUGUAAUCUCUCAUGGGUGGCGCUUUCAACCAACAAGAAGAUAGAGAAGGUGCUGAACGCAGGAACCCUCCCACUCCACACCAACUCAAGCUUUGCCUACCGCUGCCAAGACCCAAAACGUUCCAUAACUCCAACUCCCCUGCUGCUCUCGGCAUCUGGGUCUCAAAGUUUCUUUGGAAGCUGCAUUUCUGGGCUCGUUUCUCAAGUGGGUCGUGCUCUAGGAGGCUACGCUACAAUGGCAUGAUAGUCAACAACUCUGCAUUUUAUGCUUCACCGGGCCGUGCUGAAGCAGAAGGAGAAGGAGAAGAGGGUCCUGAAAUGGAGGGGUUGAGUGUCAAGAGAGAAGGCACUGAGGGAAGGAGAGAUAAGUUCUGCGAGAACGGUGGUGGAGUUGGGAUUUUUGCGGAUUUGAUCGAGGAAGAGAGGCGUGAGAGCAGUUCAAGCUCAGCUUUCUUGACAUCGGAUGUGACCGGGGAUGAAGAACAAAGUCAUAGCAGCUCCGAGGUGUCGUAUUCGCCGCCUCCUGUGUUGCAUUGGUCGGCGGACAAAGCUCCGGCGUCGGACUGUUCCAGUGAGAAUAGUGUUGUGGAAGAUGCAGAGAAAUUCCCCUCCAGUGAUGAGAAGUUGGAGAAACAUGGCUCUGCAAUUUCAGAGGUUGAGAUGAUGAAGGAAAGAUUCUCAAAAUUGCUUCUUGGAGAGGACAUGUCGGGUUCCGGUAAUGGGGUCUGUACAGCAUUGGCCAUAUCAAAUGCCGUUACUAAUCUUUGUGCCACCCUGUUUGGGCAACUUUGGAGGUUAGAACCUAUUCCUCUGGAAAAGAAAGCAAUGUGGCGUAGAGAGAUGGAAUGGCUUCUUUGUGUUAGCGAUCACAUUGUCGAGUUCACUCCGUCGUGGCAGACUUUCCCUGAUGGAAGCAAGCUCGAGGUCAUGACAUGCAGACCAAGGUCUGAUCUUUAUGUGAAUCUCCCGGCCCUCCGAAAGCUAGACAAUAUGCUUCUUGAAAUAUUAGACAGCUUUGAAGACACAGAGUUUUGGUAUGUGGAUCAAGGGAUUUUAGCGUUGGAGGCCGAUGGAUCGUCGUCUUUCCGACAAGCCCUCCAGCGCCAAGAGGAAAAAUGGUGGCUUCCGGUACCUCGAGUCCAUCCUGAAGGUCUCAGUGAAGUUUCUCGAAAGCAUUUACAACACAAACGUGAUUGCACCAACCAGAUAUUAAAAGCUGCCAUGGCAAUCAAUAGCAUUGCCUUAGCCGAUAUGGAAGUCCCCGAUUCAUACUUGGAAACUCUUCCUAAGAAUGGACGAGUGUGCUUGGGUGAUAUUAUAUAUCGCUAUAUUACCUCGGAUCAGUUUUCUCCUGAAUGUCUGCUAGAUUGCCUUGACCUUACAUCAGAACAUCAAGCUAUAGAAAUUGCCAACCGUGUCGAGGCCUCAAUAUAUGUUUGGCGAAAAAGAACUCAUUCAAAACCUGUCAAUAGCACCAGCAGAUCUAAUUCGAAGUCAUCGUGGGGAUUGGUAAAGGAGCUUAUGGUCGAUGCAGACAAGAGAGAAUUUCUUGCGGACAGAGCAGAAAGCCUCCUGCUUUGCUUGAGGCAAUGGUUCCCUGGCUUGCCUCAGACCACCUUGGACAUGAGCAAGAUUCAAUACAACAAGGAUGUGGGAAAAUCCAUUCUGGAGAGCUAUUCAAGAGUACUAGAAAGCUUGGCGUUCAACAUUGUGGCUCGUAUUGAUGAUUUACUAUAUGUAGACGACUUGACAAAGCACUCGGACAAUGUCCCUUCAAUCUCCAAGGUAAGUUUGAUUGCGCACAAGAGCAUUCCAAUCCCAUACACAGUGCCCCUCUCGGGCACUCCGUAUAAAACAGCUUUCUCCACGCCAAGCUUCUCUCCGGCACGUCUCUUCAGCCCCAUGAGGGGUGAGAGAUCUCCUUUCAUUGCCAGCGGCAAGCUUCAGCAUCGUGGGUUAGGCGUGAAAAAGGCUUUGACAGAUUAUGUUGCCAUCGACACAAAAGGAAAGGACUGUGGCAAGUCGAAUGAGGAGGCGGAUGCGUUGUCGAAUGUCAUCAUCAAAGCAUCUGCAUCUCCGAGUGGCGUAAUCUCUGACAAAGGUAAUCUCAGCGCGAGGGAAGAUUUACAUGCCAAAUAAGGAACUACCAAGAGGGCUUCUCAAUAUGAUUUGCCUAUAUCAGUGCUCUGAACUAUUCUCUGCUGUACUAGAUAUAUACAUAUACAGGUGCUAGGUUUGUUUAGAUCAUGUUGUUAAUUGUAGUGACAUCUUUUGUAUGAGCUGAGGCCUGACUGCUCAUGCUACAUGUACCUUCAAGGGCAGCAAUUCUCCAUCGUUGCAGCAAUUCCCUUGAGAUUGAGUUGCAUAUUGCGCAACGUAUAUAGAAUUGCAGACCCUCUUCUGUAA
Molecule: messenger RNA, 2483 nt
Organism: Syzygium oleosum
Lineage: Eukaryota; Viridiplantae; Streptophyta; Magnoliopsida; Myrtales; Myrtaceae
Product: rop guanine nucleotide exchange factor 7-like
Exons: 7
Coding region: 90-2216 (708 amino acids)
Molecular function (GO): guanyl-nucleotide exchange factor activity
Source: RefSeq, a predicted model, not a curated record